Messenger RNA from Dunckerocampus dactyliophorus (ringed pipefish), 744 nucleotides. It is a transcript of the gene tex36, whose product is annotated as testis expressed 36. The record is from RefSeq and is a predicted model, not a curated record. The transcript is spliced from 4 exons. The coding region runs from base 1 to 570 and encodes 189 amino acids. Lineage: Eukaryota; Metazoa; Chordata; Actinopteri; Syngnathiformes; Syngnathidae.
AUGGUAAAAAGUGGAAAGCGGUAUUAUUCGUCAAAGGCCAAUGGUGGCAAAUGGUUUCCUCAUCCAGAUGUGCCGCGAAACGAGGGCAGGGAUCGCGAGCUGUCCACAAGCACGGGGCUCAUGCUGACUCAAGUGAACCCGUCUUUGCCGCAGGCUUUGAGCUUUGAACGCUUUCCAAAAUGGAGACUAGAGCAGAAAUCCAGGGCAUAUCCAGUCUCAAACCACGACAACAGGCUUUCCUACAAAGACAAUAUCCUCGUUUUCGAUGACGGGGCUGGACGCAGAAAGUGCCCCAGUGAGGUCAGUCUGCACAGAUCUCAUUUCUGCCUGUGCCAAGGCCCCGCCAUGGUAGCCAACACCGUCUACCAAGCUGACUUUGCCACGCAACCGACUGAUGACGUACCGACUGGUGCCAGGCGCUUUGCACGUGACCACAAGAACAAGUGUGAGGAGGCGGCUCUGGCACAGGGAGGAGGGGAUUUCAUGUGGUUCGGACAACACAACCGUGCCGAGCGUGUCAGCAUGGAAGUGCUGGGCUUCGCCAACCUUAAAACAUCUAUCAGGCCAUAAGAUGCUCAUCAAAAGAAGAGGGAAAUAUAUCUUGCAGUGAAGAACUGAAUGCAAAAUACUUGCCUUCUAUUUUCUCCUGACAUGUUCCAAUAAAAGAGGUAUAUAAUUUAUUUGCGUCAAUUAUGCAGCAAAUGCCCUAAAUCCAAGUUGCAUUUACUUGCAUGUGAAUUUUAU